AUGAUGGACGAACAGCGGCCACCACUGCCGCCUGUACGCGUCGAUUCUAUCAUAGGUUCGACAUCAAAUCUCGAAAUGAGACCUUUACCUCGUCUACCAGAUGAAGAAUCAAAUAAAAAGAAAAAAACAGCUAAUAAAGAAUGGUCAAAAAAAGAUCCAUCAAAAUUAACAAUAUCACGUCCAACAAAUUUUAAUCAUCCUAUACAUGUAACAUAUAAUCCAUCAACAGGUGAAUUUGAUGGUAUGCCUGAAUUAUGGUCAAGUUUAUUACAAAAUUCUAAAAUAACAAAACAAGAACAAAAACAAAAUCCACAAGCUGUUAUUGAUGCAUUAGAUUUUUAUCAACAUUCUGCACAAAAAAGAGAAUCAAAAUUUAUGUAUUCAAGUUGUAAAAAUUUAACACCACCGAUAUCCGGUGAUUUAGCCGAUAAAUUUCGUCAAACAGUCAUUCUUGUUUCUGAUAGAUCAACAUCGUCACAAGAACAAACACUAAACGGAAUUCGAAAUCGUCAUGAUAAUGAUGAAAUACCACCACCAAUUGCUGCGAGACCAGAAAAAACUAAAAGCAUCUAUACAAGACCAAUUGAUGAAGAUACUAGUAAAUUAAAUUCAUCUGUACCAACAGAUAUCGAUAAAUCAAAACGUAAACAAUUAAGUGAUGAAGAAAUAUAUGCAAAAUUACGAUUAAUUGUUUCGCAUGGUGAUCCACAUAAAAAAUAUAAGAGUAAAGAUAAAAUUGGACAAGGAGCAAGUGGAACAGUACUAUUAGCAUAUGAAUUAGCAACAGGUGAAGAAGUUGCUAUUAAACAAAUGAAUUUAGCUAAUCAACCAAAAAAAGAAUUAAUUAUUAAUGAAAUAGCUGUUAUGAAACAUAAUCGUCAUAUUAAUAUUGUUAAUUAUAAAGAUUCAUAUUUAGUUGAUGAAGAACUUUGGGUUGUUAUGGAAUAUCUUCCUGGUGGAUCAUUAACUGAUGUUGUAACAGAAACUAUCAUGGAAGAAGGACAUAUAGCAGCUGUUUGUCGUGAAGUUUUACAAGCUUUAGAAUUUCUUCAUAAAAAUCAUGUUAUACAUCGAGAUAUUAAAAGUGAUAAUAUUCUCUUGGGAAAUGAAGGAAAUGUCAAAUUAACUGACUUUGGAUUUUGUGCACAAAUUACACAAGAUCAGACGAAACGACAAACAAUGGUUGGAACACCUUAUUGGAUGGCACCAGAAGUAGUCACAAGAAAACAGUAUGGACCAAAAGUUGAUAUUUGGAGUUUGGGUAUUAUGGCUAUUGAAAUGAUUGAAGGAGAACCGCCAUAUCUUAAUGAAAGUCCAUUAAGAGCUCUUUAUUUAAUUGCUACGAAUGGAAAACCAGAGAUAGCUGGUCGAGAAAAACUAUCACCAUUAUUUGAAGAUUUUCUUGAUCAAUGUCUUGAAGUUGAUGUUGAUAAACGUUCUACUGCAUCUCAACUUCUUCAACAUCCAUUUUUAAAAAUGGCAAAACCAUUACAAAGUCUCGUACCUUUAAUAAACGCCGCAAGAGAAAGUAUAAAACGUAAUGCAUAA
Messenger RNA from Rotaria sordida, 1548 nucleotides. The record is from the annotation of a GenBank genome assembly. NCBI's taxonomy places the organism in Eukaryota, Metazoa, Rotifera, Eurotatoria, Philodinida, Philodinidae.